GAAGAUAUGUCGGCCUUCGUGCGUGUCUCGGGGCCGCCAAAUAGCAACUUUCUGGUCGGCUACCCAGGCAUAUCCGCGACUCUGCCCAGAAUAGAAGGUAAGGUCGAAAUUCGCCCGCUUGUUGGCGUUUCGGCCCCCGUCAAUAUCUCGCUCGUUACCAUUGCCCUCCAUCGCCGCGAGACCAUACAUCCCUCCGCCGAUUCCGUCACCAAAAAACACUUGGCCGCCCCCCGGAAAGAGAUUACCGACAUUGUAGGAAAGGAAAUGCUUCUGUUCCGUUGUUCGCAUGGGCGAGAGUUCGACAGCGUCAUGGCCAUGGACUUGCCUUUCGUCAUAUUCAUACCUUACGGCCGUGGCGGGGAAGAGGUAGCGCGCCGGGUUCCUCCAGCCAGCCUGCAACUACCGAGUCGAACUGCUGAGACCUUUUACGAGCUCGUCGUAUCGGUACAACAAGGAUCCUCCGAGCAGAAGAAAUACCCUUUCCCAGUACCCAUUCAGCGAUACGAUACUCUUUCCACUUUUGGCAUGUACAAUCGGCCUGAAAGCGCAGAGCGCGUCACCGACCACCUUGUCACCCUGGGUAUAAGUUUGCCUAGAUGGAGCUAUGGCCCCCUCGAUCCCGUUUCGGUGUAUAUCAAGCUCAGUCCCAAUCCGGACUGGCUGAGUAAAGCGAAGAAGGUCACCAUCAGAUCCAUUACGGUCGGUAUAGACGAGGAAAUCAUAUUCAAUCACGAGGGUGAUGAGCCAACGAGAAAAGUGAAAACCUUGGCCAAGACGGCCCAAAAUAUCGGCGUGAAGAUGCCCGAGGCAGGCUAUUUCACAAAUCUCGGUCUUGUUUUCCCGGCCAAAGAUGUUCGCGACUCUGAUGGCAUAAUACCACGCGGGAAGAAGGCUUUCCCAAUGUACGCUGUUAACGGCUUCACAACUACUGGUACUCUCUACAAGAUAGAGUAUUAUUUAACAGUCAAGGCGACAAUGGGAGCAGCAAAGGAUAUUCUUCUCCGCCAACCGAUUGUGGUAUGUCCAUUUGAUCACGCAGGCUGCAAGGAAGAGAUGGAAGCUAUCGAACAAGCCGCGAAAGAUGCCGCACAUGUUGCGCCCGAAAACCCAAUGCUACCCGCGGCUACCAUCGUCCGUUCCAACGAUCCUAGCGGACUCCGUGCCCUGGGUAUGGCCAUGGUGGGCGGCGUUCGGAAACCACUAAUUGAAUGA
This is a messenger RNA of Periconia digitata, 1212 nucleotides long. The record is from the annotation of a GenBank genome assembly. NCBI's taxonomy places the organism in Eukaryota, Fungi, Ascomycota, Dothideomycetes, Pleosporales, Periconiaceae.